This is a messenger RNA of Coregonus sp. 'balchen', 318 nucleotides long. The record is from the annotation of a GenBank genome assembly. Lineage: Eukaryota; Metazoa; Chordata; Actinopteri; Salmoniformes; Salmonidae.
AUGUACUGCAGGACGGCUUGGUGUAGACACCUUCUGGCUGUGUCCAUGGCCCUGUUCUGCCUGCUCCACAACACCAUGGACGUCCAUGCCCGGCCAGCUAACAUGUCAGCCUUGAAGGACAAAAACAACCCCACGAGUAAAGAGGAGAAUGAGAUCCUUCCCCCAGACCAUCUAAAUGGGGUGAAGCUGGAGAUGGACGGUCACAUCAACAAGGGCUUCCAUCAGGAGGUGUUCCUGGGUAAGGAGAUGGAGGAGUUUGAGGAGGACUCCGAGCCCAGGAGGAACAGGAAGAAGCUCAUUGACAUCUUCAGCAAGUAA